GUCGAGAAUAGCAUAUUCUUGGGUAUUUUUGUGGAUCCACCACAAGAGCAUGGCGAUGCCGCGCGAGUGGAAGAAGUCGCGGGAGAAGUUCCUCCUGUCCAUGCACCACAACGGGCACGCGGAAACGACGACGGUACCUGUGGCUCAAGCGGAUGACGACGAUGACGACGUGAGCGAUGAAGAGCUUUCCACUGAGGAGCUACGGAAGCGUCAGCAAUGCGCGAUUGACCUGAAAGAUGUGUCUGCAGAAAUGUGGUUGAUCACGAAAUUGGCGAUGCAACUGCUAUGGGCCUUCCGCGUCUCGUCGAAAUGGAUCGUGAUGCUCUUUCGACUGCUCAUUUUUGUCAUGUGCCUCCUUCCUGCCUUCCUACGUGUGUUCUACUUCUGGUUGUGCAGCCCCCGCGUUAUCAAGAAUAUUCGAUACGGCCCGCGCGGCCGCAACCUCCUUGACAUUUACCUUGUACCCCAUCCUCAUAAAAGGCAACCGGUUGUAGUCUUUCUGUCCGGUGGUGCAUGGAUCAUUGGGUACAAGGCAUGGGGUGCUCUCAUGGGUCGGGUCUUGUCCGCGUAUGGCAUUCUCGUUGUUAUGCCUGACUACCGCAACUUUCCCCAAGGAAUUCUGCCCGACAUGAUGCAGGAUGCCAACGUCGCGAUGCAGUGGGUUUUCGAGAACGUGCAUACUUUUGGUGGAGACCCGGAUAAUGUGACAUACAUUGGGCAGUCUGCUGGCGCACACAUUGGUGCAUGUGUCCUCAUCGAAGCGGUCGAGAACCCUUCUUUCGCGACGUGGCAGCCUUCUCGUCUUCGCAAUUUCAUCGGCAUCUCAGGCCCGUACAACACGAAUGAGUCCAUGGAGGUGUUUCAUGCGCAUGGGUUGGACCGCCAAGUGUUUGCCGCCAUUAUGGACCAAGACGUGUUGAAGUACUCGCCAACAGAUCGAGUCGCGAGAUUGCCCAAAGCGACGGCGACCAUGUUUCCUGCUAUGCAUCUCUUCCACGGCACAGCGGACCGCACGGUGCCAUGGUCAUCGAGUCAGUCGUUUGCCGAUGCCCUCGUCGGCAUCGGCGUCGACGCGCAUAUUAAGUUUUAUGCUCGUAAGACCCACACGGAUCCCAUCAUCGAGGUCUGGUCUUCAUGUCUAUGAAGCCAGUCAUUGACAUGAUUGCACUUUACAAUGACGCAGGACCCGAUCCAAGGUGACGACCCGCUGCUCAGUGACAUCCUCACAAUCAUACGAAAGUCCAGUCCUGCAGAGAGUCCACAACCUCGACCGGACCAUUUGCGCUUUCGGCCGCCGGGCGCCAUGCUACCAGCUUUCUUGGUGCACGCCGCGCGGCGAGUAAAUCCAUUUUAAGAGAUAGCGAUCUUUCCAUAAUUUUUCGAAUCAUAUAAAAACCGCCAAGAUGGCUAAUUUCGGC
Molecule: messenger RNA, 1418 nt
Organism: Aphanomyces invadans
Lineage: Eukaryota; Oomycota; Saprolegniomycetes; Saprolegniales; Verrucalvaceae
Exons: 4
Coding region: 50-1144 (364 amino acids)
Source: RefSeq, a predicted model, not a curated record